AGAAUUUCACCAUGUUGCCCAGGCUAGUCUUGAGCUCUUGACCUCAAGCGAUCCUCCCUGCCUCGGCCUCCCAAAGUGCUGGGAUGAAAGGCGUGAGCCACCACGCCUGGCCUGGGUCUGUUUCUAGUUGCGACAGCUAUUGGAAGCCCACUGGAGAGGGCCACGCUUCCAUUCACCAGGCCACAGUGGGUGGUGUGCGUGUGUUUUGCUGAGCCUGGUCAUCACGCCGUGGCUCCAAGGCUAGGACCAGCCACAGACCAAGAAGCCGGCCAGGUGCCAGCCGGGGAUUCAGGGCUCCCCCCGAACAUCCUGUCUUCAGCCCAGCCUUGGCAUCCCAGCUAAUUUCAUCCCAGCUCCCUGCAGCAGUGCACUAGGGCCCCAUCCCUCUGUGGAUCACCUUUCUCCACCUCAUGCUGUUGGGCCACCUCCUCCACGAAGCCUUCCCCAAACUCCCUCCUCCCAGCUCCCACCACAGGCAGAAUCUGGGUUUGCAGUUGUUUCAGGAAUGGAAGCCCCAUUCCCAGGUCCUAGGGGGACCCCAAGGCAGGAGGUGGGCAGAGAGGGGUCCUGGGAAGCAUAGAGGAGCCCUGAGUCGCUCUGGGGUGGGCAAGGGCUUCCGGGUGCUUCUGUUUGAGUGGUGGCCACAGACUGUCACCUCCAGGAGCCAGGGUGGGUUUAUUGGAGGCAACCCACUGUGGGUUGAUGGGCAGAGCCAGGGCUGGGGACAGGACACUGGGGCCUGAGUCUUGUCUUUCCACUUAGCAGACGUGAGUUCUCUGGCCUCAGUUUCUCGAUUUGUGAAAUGCAUUGAACCUCGUCUUCAAAGGGCAGUUGUCUGGAUUAAGGGAGGCUGUGUGUAGGGCUGUGUGUGUGCACAUGGGGCCGUCUUGUGGGCCACCAGAACCUUCCAGCACUUAUCAAGGCUGAAGAUGGCCCAUGGGGCAGAGGUGUUGCUUUGGGGUCACAUGGGGUGAACAGGACUGGUUCUGUCCUUGCCCAGUGCAGGAGCGGGGAGGGAGGUGGUGUUUCUGCAGCCUGGGCUCAGGUAUGAAGCUGUCCAAGCACAUGCGGGUGUAGGGUGGGAUUCCUGAAAAAGGGGCCCCUUGCUCACGGGCACCUCCCAUUUCAGCAUCACAGGAGGCAACACCAGGAGCCAACAUGAGCUCAGGGACUGAACUGCUGUGGCCUGGAGCAGCGCUGCUGGUGCUGUUGGGCGUGGCAGCCAGCUUGUGUGUGCGCUGCUCACGCCCAGGUGCAAAGCGGUCAGAGAAAAUCUACCAGCAGAGAAGUCUGCAUGAGAACCAACAGAGCUUCACAGGGUCCUGGACCUACUCCUUGGUCGGGCAGGCAUGGCCAGGACCCCUGGAGGACACGGCACUGACAAGGAAGGACAAGCUGUUGCAAUUCUCCCCAGGCCUGGAGGAUCCAGCAUCUUCCAGGUACCAGAACUUCAGCAAAGGAAGCAGACACGGGUUGGAGGAAGGCUACAUAGACCCCAUUGCCAUGGAGUAUUACAACUGGGGGCGGUUCCGGAAGCCCCCGGAAGAUGAUGCCAAUUCCUAUGAGAAUGUGCUCAUUUGCAAGCAGAAAACCACAGAGCCAGUUGCCCAGCAGGACGGCACAGGCGGCCUCUGCAGAGGGGACCACAUCCUGUCGCCGGCCCUGAAGACUGGCUCCACUUCUGAUCUCUGUCCCGCUGCCUCCCCGGAAGAUGAUGAGGAAUCCGAGGAUUAUCAGAACUCAGCAUCCAUCCAUCAGUGGCGCGAGUCCAGGAGGGUCAUGGGGCAACUCCAGAGACAAGUCUCCCCUGGCCCGGUGGGAAGCCCAGACGAGGAGGACGAUGGGGAACCGGAUUACGUGAAUGGGGAGGUGUCGGCCACAGAAGCCUAGGGCAGACCAAGAAAGGAGCCAAGGCGAAGAGGGACUACUGUGCUCAUGGACCUGUCGCUGCCUUCCAAGGACCAUUUCCCAGAGCUACUCAACUUUUAAGCCCCUGCCAUGGUUGCUCCUGGAAGGAGAACCAGCCACCCCGAGGACCACAUGGCCAGGCACGCAUAGCCCGGGAAAGGACAGUUACCCACAGCAGCUGCAGCCCUGCCGCCAAGCCCUCUCCCACCCCAGGCUUUGUAGGGCAGGCACCUGGUACCGAGGGUAACCCGGCUCCUGGUAUGGAUGGAUGCGCAGGAUUUAGGAUAAGCUGUCGCCCUGUCCCCGUACCAAAACCAUUGUCCAACACUGGUAUCUGUGUCCUUUUGUGCGAUGAAUUUGGAUUCCUAAUUGCUAUUGUUGGUUGCCGGGGUCUUAAAGGAUUGAUAAGCUUGUCCAGUUAACUUAUAGAGGGGGAGCCAUAUUUAAUAUUCUGGAUUUCAGAGUAGAGAUUUCUGUGUUGUCUCCUAGAAAGCAUUACAUGUAGUUAAUUUCAGCAUCCUGGUUGGGCGGGGCCCUGGCUCUCUUCCCCUUUAGUGGGACCUCCCCUUUCUUUGGGCUUCAGUUCACUGAGGAAGAAAUGAGGCUGUCGCCAUCUUUAUGCGCUUUCAGUGGAGAUGUCAUUUGCUAUGGACAAUAGUGCGUGAGAGUUUAGGGAAGUAGUGACCAGAAAGGGGCGGAGUAGGUCUCCUCCAUGGCCCGGAAUCCUCCUCUGCUCCAGGGCUGGCCUCCGCAGAGCUGAUUGGACAGUAAUGUGACUGUCUCAUGGAAGAGCUGGGGCCCAGAGGGACCUUCUGAGUCAGAAAUGCUGCCAGAAAAAGUAUCUCCUCCAACCAAAACAUCUCAAUAAAACCAUUUUAGUUGAAAAGCAA
This is a messenger RNA of Piliocolobus tephrosceles (Ugandan red Colobus), 2798 nucleotides long. RefSeq names its product linker for activation of T cells family member 2 (gene LAT2). Lineage: Eukaryota; Metazoa; Chordata; Mammalia; Primates; Cercopithecidae. Gene Ontology annotation, biological process: calcium-mediated signaling; B cell activation; B cell receptor signaling pathway. The record is from RefSeq and is a predicted model, not a curated record. The transcript has 12 exons. Gene Ontology annotation, cellular component: plasma membrane. Bases 1159 to 1890 code for a protein of 243 amino acids.